Messenger RNA from Apiotrichum porosum, 315 nucleotides. RefSeq lists its product as uncharacterized. The transcript has a single exon. NCBI's taxonomy places the organism in Eukaryota, Fungi, Basidiomycota, Tremellomycetes, Trichosporonales, Trichosporonaceae. Bases 1 to 315 code for a protein of 104 amino acids. The record is from RefSeq and is a predicted model, not a curated record.
AUGGCCAUCGAGAUCAACCUCUCUCCCGGUGCUUCGAUCACCCUCACCAACAAGGGUAGCACGAUGUCCACCACCACCAUCUACAAGUCGAGCCACACGUCCGCGCCGGCCAUCAAGUCGAGCAGCUCGUCGUACUCAUCGUACGCUCCCUCGUCGUCGUCGUCGUCGUCGUCGUCCUACUCCUCGUACGCCCCCUCAAGCUACUCGUCCAGGUCCUACGGCUCCAGCGGCUCUGGCUCGGUCCUCACCAAGUCGUCCUAUGGCUCCAGCACCGACGGGUACUACUACCUCGGCAACGGCCAGUACCGCCGCUAG